UGUGCAUGUUAUCUGGGGUUCGUCCUCUUUUUUUUCAGUGGACGUUAUGGAAAAAUCCAGUGACAGGGCCACCGGAGGAUGGGUCAGGGUCAAAGCUCUAGGGAGUGGUGCCUUUGGAGUUGUCGAGCUCUGGAGAAAUGUGGAAAAUGGAGACACCAGGGCAAUAAAAAAAUGUCAAUUAGACGUAUCAAAAUUGUCUCGGAGACAAAUAGAGAGGUGGAAGGAGGAGGUGAAUUUCAUGAAGCGAAUUAACCAUCCGAACAUCGUAGGCACUAGAGAUAUACCUGUUGAUGUUAAAGACACGAAUCCACUGCUUCCAGUGCUUUGCAUGGAGUACUGCAGCAAGGGAGACCUCAGAGACGUCCUGAAUCGUCCCGAAAACUUCUGGGGUCUCAGCGAAAAAGAAGUCCUCAAAAUUAUGCGAGAUAUUUCCUCUGCCGUGGAGUACCUUCACGCCAAUGGCAUCACCCACAGGGAUUUAAAACCCCAAAAUAUUGUCAUUCAGGAUGGCAGAUCAGGUAGCACCUACAAAUUAAUUGAUUUAGGAUAUGCUAAGGAAUUGGGCGAGGCGAGUGCUGCUGCCUCCAUCGUUGGUACAUUGAAUUAUGUAGCACCAGAACUCUUCUGGAAGAGCUCCUACAGCUCCUCCGUCGACUACUGGAGCCUGGGGAUUUUGUUCUACGAAAUCCUGACCGGUACGAGACCAUUUUUGCCCAACAUGGCGCUCAACAAAAAUUGGAUGAAACAUAUAAGAAACAAAAGGCCCGAGGAUAUAUCAGCUCGAGAGAUCAACGGAAAAGUUGAAUUUUCCUCAUCUAUCGAUGAUCCUAGCAAUAUACCUCAGUGUUUGAGGGACGCCCUGACCCCCUGGUUUCGCCUAGUCCUCCAGUGGGAGCCAUCCACCCGCGGGAAAAUAAUGGAAAAUGGAAAAAGUGUUAAUGGAGUCUUUCGCCUGUUGAAGACAAUUUUCACGAAAAAAAUCGUUCACUUAUUCUUCGUAUCUCGUUACAAGACGGACAAUUUACUCGUAGAGGAUACAACGAAAAUUCUAGAUAUUGGAAAAUGGAUCUCUGAACGAGAGAAAAUUCAAGUCCAGGAUCAACUUCUCGUUUCGCCAGGGGGGAAAUUGCUGGACUGUCCUGAUGGCAGAAUCGUGAAUUUUCUGGAGGAUGGCGACGAGGUGAUCGUCUUUGAGAAGGACAAUCUUCUGGUCAAGGUUCUGCCAGACGUUAUUCCACCUAAAGAUGUUCAAAGAAUGAUUGAGGGAGGUUUGACGAAGAAAUAUGAUUAUCAGACCCUCAGAAAACUGUACGGAGCUACGGUAUUCUUCAUGAAACAAGAAGUUGAACUCUACAAGAAAUACAUCAUCGCUCUAUCAAUUAAAAUAGACUUAAUCGACACAAAUUUCCUCUGCCUCUCGGAAAAAAUCGAAAAAAUGCUGUCGGCCUCGUCCAACCUCCACCAGUCCCUCCAGGAGGUGCCUCUACCCCGCGAGGAUAAUCCCGGGGCCUCCAGGAAUCUUCAAAACUCUCACCAGCUCCACAAAAAAAUUUCGAAUUUGUUGUCGAGUGCCAGAGGGAUAAAAAAUGAAUUGAAAAAUAUUUGGGACCUUAAGGAAAUCGCGAAGGAGAUUUUUCCGUCCUCUACAGACUCCUCGGGGUUCCUUAACGUCCUUGAGGAGGGGGAGGCGGUGUUCAGAGCAUUUAUGACAGCGGAGCAGAGUAAACUGUGGAUUGCCAAGAAGAUGAUUGAAAUUUAUUUCAGAUUUCUUAGCGUGAGGCACGAGAUUUUGAAUUCCGAGGGUCUUCAGGCUGUUGGGGGGCGCUUCAUGGGGAUCGAGGGGCAGCUUCUAAAGCUCGAGAAAGCUCUCGAGUCUUUUCAGACAAUCUUGGGACAGUGCCAGAGGGAUUUUCAGGAAUUUACUGGUGAAAUCCAGCAGAUGAAGGCCAUUGCAGGGGGUGGAGAUACUCUCGUCAAGGAUAACAUCGUCCUGGGACACUUAAUAAACGAACUUUUAACUAACAUGGAAGACAUCAAAGUGAAACUCAGUUCUCUCGAUCAAUGAAGACUCAGAAAUCGAAGUGAUUCGAUAGAGAUAUAUUAAUUGUUGUUAUUUCAGAGUUUACAGCAGUCAAUUAAUACAUUUCUAUUUUUAAAUAAAUUUUUUCUACGAAAUGUAAAUGAAUAAAUCGAUUUUUAUAAUUAA
Molecule: messenger RNA, 2206 nt
Organism: Fopius arisanus
Lineage: Eukaryota; Metazoa; Arthropoda; Insecta; Hymenoptera; Braconidae
Gene: IKKbeta
Product: inhibitor of nuclear factor kappa-B kinase subunit beta
Exons: 9
Coding region: 47-2065 (672 amino acids)
Biological process (GO): peptidyl-serine phosphorylation; positive regulation of transcription by RNA polymerase II; tumor necrosis factor-mediated signaling pathway
Cellular component (GO): IkappaB kinase complex; cytoplasm
Molecular function (GO): IkappaB kinase activity; ATP binding
Source: RefSeq, a predicted model, not a curated record